GUUAAACUCUGCUGUCGUCGGUUACGAGUAUGGGGAUUGCAUCUGUGGUGUGUGUUAUCGUUUCAGUUCCUAUAUGUCCAGUGUGAAAAAUAAAGGAAUGAAUAAUGGAGGUUGAUCCCCACAGAAGAAGAAAACAAGCAAGUUGGCAUGAUUUUUUCUGAAUAUUAAGUUACUGUAUGAUGCGUCCUCACCAUCUUCUGUCUAUAUAUGCCAAAAGACAUGAGUUAGCCAGAACAGGGGAACCAGUAGCAUCUCCAUUAUCAAGAGUGGCCAGAGGGGAUGGAAUCUCUCUCCGUCCCGAGUGUGCGGCCACCGGCGGAGUCGAUGUGCCGCCAAGGUAUCUCCGACCAGAGGCGGAAGCGGUCACCGGUGCCGGUGACGGCAACGGCAACGGGGAGGCUCAGAUCCCCAUCAUCGACCACCGGAGGCUGCUGCUGGAGCUGGACCGCCGCGGCGAGGAGUCCUCACGCCUCCACAGAGCCUGCCAGGACUGGGGCUUCUUCCAGAUGUUGACGAACGGGAGGUACCGGAGCAUCGAGCACCGCGUGGUGGUGGACCCCGAGGAGGAGCGGCUGUCGGUGGCGGCGUUCCACUCGCCAAACACCCGCGCCACUGAAGGAGCUCGUGGUGGGUGCCGACGGGGAAGAAGACGUGGCGUAUGGGACGGUGGAGCAUGGGAGGCUGAGGGAGCUCUUCUUGGCGACGAAGCUGGAGGGGGGAAGAGCUUCUUGGAGCGGAUGAAGCUCCCGAGUAGAAGUAGUAGCUGAACCUAAUGGUGCCUGUCGCAGCAAGUCGUUGUCUCCGAAUUGGUUGCUGUUUUCAGCUUUUCCUUUGUGGUGUGGUGUGGAGAGGGAUGAGCAUUGUGGUGGAUGCUGCCGUGUUGUGUGUGGGAAUCAAUGUUCACAUGCUUCUUUGACGAGGGAUGUGUUGUAUACACAAAUAAUAACAACAACAAAAGGGUCUUCUUAUGACAA
Molecule: messenger RNA, 974 nt
Organism: Triticum aestivum (bread wheat)
Lineage: Eukaryota; Viridiplantae; Streptophyta; Magnoliopsida; Poales; Poaceae
Exons: 2
Coding region: 177-767 (196 amino acids)
Source: RefSeq, a predicted model, not a curated record